AUGCCGCGCCGCCGCCGCCUCACCCUCCCCUCCCUCCCAAAGGUCUUCAGCGACCGCCUCUUCUCCCCGCUCUUCUCCCCGCGCCUGCCCCCCACGCCAACAUACCCCCAAACGCACUUCCAAAUCAUGUCCGACCUGCACCUCGAAUUCCUGCCCCCACCCCCACCUCCCGCCUCCCCCUCCACGCACUACCUCGCAUUCCCCAUCCCGCCGAAAGCACCCUACCUCGUCCUCGCCGGCGACAUCGGCCUCCUCGUCCCGCACUACGAGCGCUACCUCGCCUUCCUCCGCCACCAGACCGCAGCCUUCACACACGUCUUCCUCGUCCUCGGGAACCACGAGUUCUACCGCGCAUCCCGCGCGGACGGCCUCCGCGCCGCGCAGCAAAUGGAGGAUGAGCUCCCCGGACUAACCGUCCUCCACCGCAAGCGCGUGGAUCUCCCCUGCGGCGUUACGAUCCUCGGCGCGACGCUGCAUUCAAGAAUCGCCGCGGAGGCGAGAGAGGUGGUGGCAAGGUCGUUGAGUGAUUUCCGCGCGAUCGAGGGGUGGACGGUGGACGCGCAUAAUGCGGAGCACGAGGCGGACGUUGCGUGGUUGAAGGCGUCGCUGGCGGAGCUUGAGGCGGAGGGGGAGGAGGAGGGGCACGUGGGAGGAGGAGGAGGGCCGCCGAAGAGGGUGUUGGUGGUGACGCAUCAUGCGCCGACGUUCCGGGGGACGUGUGCGCCGGAGCAUGAGGGGAGUGAGGUGGGGAGUGGGUUCUGCACGGAGGUUGUGGGCGGGGUGAGGGGCGGGGUGGGCGGCGGGCUGGUGAGGGUUUGGGUGUAUGGGCAUACACAUUGGACGGCGGAUGCGGUGAGGGGCGGGGUGAGGAUUGUAAGUAAUCAGAAGGGGUAUUGGGGUGAGAAGGGGUUUGAUGUCGAGAGGGUUGUGGGUGUGUAG
Morchella sextelata is the source of this 939-nucleotide messenger RNA. RefSeq lists its product as uncharacterized. Lineage: Eukaryota; Fungi; Ascomycota; Pezizomycetes; Pezizales; Morchellaceae. The record is from RefSeq and is a predicted model, not a curated record. The transcript has a single exon. The coding region runs from base 1 to 939 and encodes 312 amino acids. Gene Ontology annotation, molecular function: hydrolase activity.